AUGGAGCUUGCUUCAUGGAGGGAGUCCGAGGAGGAGUGCCUUGAGGUCACUACGCAAUCUUCGGCGCCUUUAGCUGAAACGAUCGCCACGGGGACCUCGAUGCCAGCGCGGCUGAUGGCCGUCCAUCAGCUCUUGGAAAAGUUCUUACAAGAGCCGAGCUCGUGCACAGAGCUUUGCGAGAAGCAGAAGCUGGUGGUGCCGCUCUUGGACUUGGCUGUCGAGGCCGAGCGCUUGCCCCACCUUCCGGUGAAGCUGCUCUGGUGCUUCGCUUCCGUGGAAGAAGGACAUGGAGCCACUGGAGCUCUGGAGGAUUGCAUUCCAACGAUCCUGGGCAUUUUGAGGGGAACGGAGGAGCCCUUGCUUACCGGAUCCUCCUUGCAGCUGCUGGUCGAAUUAGGGCGAUUGAAGUCUGAAGCUCUCCGGAGUCAGUUUUGCAACUCCAGGGCCGGGAUAGGUCAGCUCCUCUUGCGCUGCCUCUUCCGAUGGGCUUGCCAGGCUUCUCAUCUGGAAAUUACGAUCUCCUUGCUCAGGCUCUUCAAGCUCGCUGCUUGCAUCCCCUGUCAUCGCAACAUGCUCAAAGCAGAGGUCGCGGCUGCUCCCGGCGUGGCUUGGACUCUGCCCCGGGUCCUGGAAGAAGUUGCCGUCGGAGCUGCGAGGAGGGCCCAGGAAGAGUCGGAUGAACGCAGUGGUUGGGAAUGGGUCCACGAAGAAUCGAGCCACCUGGCCCGGGAGUGGAAGAGCAUCGCACAAUGUCUGCAGCUGGCUCCAGCUGGUGGCGAGCCGGGAAAAUCCUGA
Messenger RNA from Symbiodinium sp. CCMP2592, 795 nucleotides. The record is from the annotation of a GenBank genome assembly. NCBI's taxonomy places the organism in Eukaryota, Dinophyceae, Suessiales, Symbiodiniaceae.